Molecule: messenger RNA, 1984 nt
Organism: Nyctereutes procyonoides (raccoon dog)
Lineage: Eukaryota; Metazoa; Chordata; Mammalia; Carnivora; Canidae
Gene: MFRP
Product: membrane frizzled-related protein
Exons: 13
Coding region: 11-1768 (585 amino acids)
Molecular function (GO): protein binding
Source: RefSeq, a predicted model, not a curated record
GCCCCGAGCCAUGAAGGAAUGCUCAGAUGUCAUCCUGUGUGUGGAGGCGACAGGGCUGAGCAAGACUGAGUUCUGCAAUCCUGCUUUUGAGCCUGAAUCAGGGCCACCGUGCCCUCCAGCGGCCUUCCGGGAGGAUGCCAGCCGCGGCGUCCCAGCUCCCUGGCACGGUCGGCGCCCCCGAGGGCUGCAGCCAGACUGCCACUUCUCCUGGCUGUGCGUCCUCCUGCUGGCCAGCCUGCUCCUCCUGCUGCUUGGGCUGCUGGUGGCCAUCAUCCUAGGCCAGUUUCGGGCUACAGCCCUGUCCGGGGCCUCCUCUCACCCACUGCCUGCCGAAGGCCUGACACCCAGCAGGACCACCAACCCCACUGCUCCCUCCACCACCACCAUCUCUCCGGCAUCUGGGGACCCUAAAGGACAGCUGGAGGAGACAGGCAUGAGCCCCUCGCCCCCGUCCACCUGUGGGGGCCUCCUUCCCGGCCCGAGGGGCUUCUUCAGCAGCCCCAACUACCCAGACCCUUACCCACCCAAUGCCCACUGCGUGUGGCACAUCCAGGUGGCCACAGACCAAGCCAUACAGCUCAAGAUCGAAGCGCUCAGCAUGGAGAGCGUGGCCUCCUGUCUUUUUGAUCGCUUGGAAAUCUCCCCUGAGCCUGAAGGACCCCUCCUCAGAGUGUGUGGGAGGGUACCUCCCCCAACACUCAACACCAACACCAGCCACCUCCGGGUGGCCUUCGUCUCCGACAGCAGUGUGGAAGGAUCUGGUUUCCAUGCCUGGUACCAGGCUGUGACUCCUGGGAAUGGGAGCUGUGCUGAGGACGAGUUCCCCUGUGACCAGCUCAUCUGCCUGCUGCCUGACUCAGUGUGUGAUGGUUUUGCCAACUGCGCUGAUGGCAGUGAUGAGACCAACUGCAGUGCCAAGUUCUUGGGGUGUGGGGGGAAUCUGACCGGGCUCCAGGGUACUUUCUCUGCUCCUGGCUACCUGCAGCGGUACCCUCACCAACAGCUCUGCACCUGGCACAUCUCGGUGCCUGCGGGACACGGCCUGGGACUGCAAUUCCACAACUUCAGCCUGGAAGCCCAGGACGAGUGCAAGCUGGACUACGUGGCUGUGUAUGAGACCAGCGAUUCAGGGGCCCUUGGCCUCCUGGGCAGGUUCUGCGGAGCGGAGCCACCACCUCGCCUCAUCUCCUCGCACCAGCACCUGGUGGUGCUCUUUAGGACGGACCGUGGCAUCAGCAGUGGGGGCUUCUCUGCCACCUACCAGGCCCUCAAUGCCACAGAGAAUCCCUGUGGGCCGGGAGAGUUCUCCUGCCAUGAUGGAGGAUGUAAGAGUCUGCAGUGGACAUGUGACACAUGGAGACACUGCACAGACAGCAGUGAUGACAGUUGCAGCAGCCCCUUGUUCCCACCUCCAGAGCUGGCCUGUGAGCCUGUCCAGGUGGAGAUGUGCACCGGCCUGAGCUACAACACCACGGCCUUCCCUAACGUCUGGGUGGGCAUGGCCACCCAGGAGGAGGUGGUGGAGAUCCUCAGAGGUUACAAGAGCCUGACAAGUCUGCCCUGCUACCAGAAUUUCCGGAGGCUCCUCUGCGGGCUGCUUGUGCCCCACUGCACCCCCACAGGCAGCGUCCUGCCCCCCUGCCGCUCUGUCUGCCAGGAGGCCGAGCGCCAGUGCCAGUCUGGCCUGGCUCUACUGGGUACCCCCUGGCCUUUCAACUGCAACAGGCUACCUGAGGCGGCUGGCCUGGAGGCUUGUGCCCAACCCUGACCCUGAAGCAGGCCCCUGCCCUCUGCCUGCGGGUCCAGCUUUGCCUGUCAGGGCGGGCAGGCAGGGGACUCUCCCCAUCCUCUCUGGAGCCUCCCAGGGAGGGGAAGAGAAGUCCUCGGCAGGGCUAAUGGAAGCUUCCCUGCCCUUUACUUCCCCAGCUCCACCGUGCCACUGAGCCACCGGCCGUGAGGAGUGCUUCCCAUCUGAGCGCCACCU